GUCGGUGGGUUGUCAGCAGUGUCCCGCUGCCGCCGCCGCCGCCGCCGCCUUCUUACUGGGUCCGUCCUGACCAGGAGCUUGAGAUGGACGCAGCUGUGACACUGACUCUAUGACUCGACUGUCCUCCCGCCACUGUCACACUACGUCUCAGCGUCUCACCGUCGUCCCACACAGAGAUGGUCGCUUGGGGCCAGGGGCCCUUUAACGUGACUGCAGGCCCCGGGGCCCUUUAACGUGACUGCAGGCCCCGGGGCUACUAGACGGCCCCGGCCCCAUAUCGUUCAUGGUGGCGGCGCAAACUGUGCCAAUACAGUGUGUUGGGGGGCAGGUGGGUGGGCUGAGCCUCCCGGCAUGCUCCGGGGCGAUGUGUUUAUGGACAUAAGUUUAAACUGCGUUUUAAAUAAUCACACGUUACUAGGUACACGGUAAUUAGCAGGGGUGGAAAAAGGACUGGAAAACUUUACUCAAGUCAAAGUGCUGUUACUUCAAAAGAAAUUUUACUCAAGUUAAAGAACUUGUGUGAACAUGUACUCAGAUGCAAAGGAAGUCAGUUAAAAUGUUCUCUGAGUAAACGUUGCUUUAUCAGGGGGAGGGGGAGGAGUCAAAAUGUUAAAAGCGGAUAAUAAUGAUAAAUGAUAAAACUAGUAGGUUAAAGAACAUCUUGAUGCUACCAGGUGAAUAUGCAGCUGUUUCGGUGCAUUUCAGCGUCGUUCCCCAGCAACCAAUAAAUUCCAGUCAGGCCCUUUACAGGCCUGAGCGUUCAACUGGUAGUUACUGGUCCACAGACGCCACGGCGGGAGCAACAUUAAGCCACAUAAACCAAACAGCUGCCACCUCUCACAGGGUAAAGCAGCAGAAGAGGCAGAGACGUGUAAACGGCAUAAUGUCCUCAGAGGCUGCAGCCGACCAACACAGACGAAACGCCGCGUUGCUAGGCAACGCAGCAGUUGUUGACGCUCUCCUCUGUUCAGUGAGCUUCAGCCAUUGGUUGCUCCACCGGUCUGAAGGUCACUCCGUGAGGUCCUCCACCGUCUGCUCUAAGUCCAGCUUCUCUGCUGGUUCGUCCUCAGUGUGGAACAGAACCGGUCCACUCAGCCUCUCUGGUCCCGCGGCUCCUCCAGGUUUUCAGCUCUGCAGUCACAACAGGGAAGGUCCCCGACGGCAGGAAGGUGGUGCGCACCCCACCGACCGUGGCAGUCACAGCUGAAGGAUCCACCCUCAGUAUUUUAGCGUUUAGCCUUAAGUCAGACCCAGCAUGCACCUGUUGCAACACGGCAGGUGUGUUUGAUUUGGGACACCUGGCGUGGUUGCCGGGUGGGGCGUUAAAUCGUUUUGGUUUGGGCUUUUCCAUUUGUUGCCUGCUCACAUUAAUCAUUGCUUCAUUCUGCGACUUUUGUUUUUACUCGGUAACGACUUCAGCUUUACAUGUGACCAAGUAAAAUACUUGAGUUCAAAAAAUACUUAAGUGAGAGUGAAAUGACUGAUUUUUAAAACGUCUUUACAGUAGCGAGAGUUAAUGUAACCCGUUACUGCCACACCCGGGCAUUAGUGUUACUGCUCUGUCGUGUUUCCACAGUGUUUCCUGUACUUUACUGUUUGCUGAUGUGAAAGAAUGCAUUCUGCGCCACGAGUAAAGGUACGGACAUGGUUAGCACCGUCCCUCCGGCGUGGGUGUGGCAGAGCAUUUUCUAUGAUGAUGACGACAAAGUCUGUCGCCGUCGGGCCUCCAAUUAACCAGAGGCCUCAUGAGACCAAAAAAAAUUAAGCUCAUGUCUCACGAGACCCCUGGUUGGUUGGAGGCCUGGGGCUCAAGCCCCGGUAAGCCCGGGCAUUAAGGCGCCGGAGCUUGGGGCCGCCGCUUUAUCCUGUUACCAGUGCACGAGCUCGAAAAUAGCACCCAUAAACAAAGGUUGGUAAAAGCCCAAACGCACCUAAUGUAGCACUACCAAGGCCAAAGCGUCCCACCGGUGGGGUGGGGUGUUUUUAAAACGUUAAAUAAAGAAUUUUUCCCAAAUGAAAUACAGAAAAGUUGCCUCAAGUCUAACAAUUAAACCGAGCAUUUAAUGCCGACCUUCGGUUCUUUUAAAUAGUUGAUGCUACUGAAACGUGUGGGAGUUUUUAGGUUUGAUAUCCAGCUCUUACUAUUAAACUGACCCUGAGUCCUUACACUGAUGUUAGAUUUCUUUUUCCAUCACCGUGCCACUGUACAGAUCCUCAGCUGUGCUCGUUUAAAAGUGGGGAACUGAUCCUCAGGAGAAGAACCAAGGUGGACUGGUUUAUUCUGGUUUUAUUCCGUCCCUGUUCUCUAACGUCUCACUCAGCCCAGUAUCUGUCUGUCUGUCUCCUGCAGGGGAACCGGCAGAGAUGUCCCAGCAGCAGCAGCAGUAGAGUCCAGUAGAAGCCACAGAGUGGAGUUGUGUGUGAUGAUGCUGUCUUCGCUUUAGCGCCUGCGGAGUGUUUGCUGCUUCAGGAUGCAGAUCCUGGUGGCGAAGCUGCUCGGCCUGCUGGGAUUGUUCGGCCUCGUGCUGGCUGGUAUACUGGUCCCAGUACGCCUCCUGCUGGUCGACUACGACAAGGCUCACAGAUACAGGAGAGCUCUGUCUCUCUGUAACUCGUUUGGAGGAGGCGUGUUCCUCGCAACAUGCUUCAACGCUCUGUUGCCCGCCGUCAGAGACAAGGUGGGUGAAGUGUUCAGGCAGCUGCAGAUCAGCAGUGAUUAUCCUCUGGCCGAGACGAUGAUGAUGCUCGGUUUCUUCCUCACCGUGUUCGUGGAGCAGGCCGUGCUCACCUUCAGGAAGGAGAAACCGUCCUUCAUCGACCUGGAGACGUUCAACGCCGGCGGCUCCGAGGCCGGCAGCGACUCCGAGUAUGACACGCCCUUCAUCUCCUCGGCGCGGGGCUCGCCGGGCGACGGCGGGGGCGGCGGCAGUCGCCAAUCCCACGGACACCAGCACGGACACUUCAGCCCGGCUGAGCUGGCGGCGGCAGGGCCUCUGCGGCUGGCCAGCCUGGUCUUGGCUCUGUCGGCUCACUCGGUGUUUGAGGGCCUGGCGCUCGGCCUGCAGGAGGACAGCGCCAAGCUGGGCGGCCUCUUCCUGGGCGUGGCCGUGCACGAGACGCUGGCCGCUGUUGCCCUCGGGGUCAGCGUGGCCAAGGCGUUGCUCGGCAUGAAGGAUGCCGCCAAGCUGGGCGUCACGGUCAGCCUGAUGAUCCCGCUGGGCAUGGUGGUGGGGAUGGGCAUCGAGUCGGCUCAGACGCUGGCGGGCAGCGUGGUGUCGGUGGUGCUGCAGGGACUCGCCGCCGGCACCUUCCUGUUCGUCACCUUCUUCGAGAUCCUGUCCCGAGAGCUGAAUGACAAACAGGACCGGCUCCUCAAAGUGCUCUUCCUCAUCCUCGGCUACGCGGCGCUCGCCGCUCUCGUCUUUAUCAAGUGGUGACAUGCAGCAAGUCACUGACUCACACAGCAAUACCAAAGGAAAACCCGUAAAGGAGCAGUUCGUCACAGCUCAUUCGCUCUCAGGUCGGGAGCCAGAUGUUCAGACUGAUCCACUCUCGGCAGCAGCUGGACAGUACACGCAGGAGAGAGUGGGCUCAAUCCGAACAUCUGGCUCUCAGAGCGAAAGAGAAUAUGAAAAUUUCCCCAAAAUGUGGAACUAUUCCUUUAACUCCUCUUUCAUAAAGGCAGCAGAGACACUGAGUCCAGCCGAGAGGCAGAAACAUCUGGAGCAGCUGGAUAAAAUGAAACUCUCCUCGCUCUGAUUUCGGCAGAGAACACAAACUAAAGAGUUAAUCAAUGAGACGACGUUUUCCAGUUGAAACUUAAAGGGUAAAUUCACAUCCCCUGAAAAUGGUUAAAGCUCCCUGUGGAGCAAACAAAGAGAGUUUCUCCACAAAGCUUCUGUGUGUCCCUGAGGCUUAACAAAGGUUAGAAUGCAUUUAUCUCCCCAUAAAACAUUUGCAAAGAUGAUUAUUUAAACUACUCUAAAUCCUGCAUUUUUCAACAUUAAUGUUUAAUUUCUAGCAGCCGCCUUCUUUACUGCUUUUGUUGGUGCAUUCCUACUUUGCUUGGUACGAUACUGACAUGACGUGAACCGCUGGCAGCACUGUGUGUCACGUGCACCCGGCGCUGACAGAACGUGGAUCCACUCUUUAAGUAAUAGCUCCACGGUGCUGCUACGUGUGGGCAGAAACUCGAGCGAGUACCUUUAACGCCUCGCCCCGCUGCAGUGACGCACAGGUGUACUCCAGGACUCUGUGACGUCACUGUUGGGUGUGGUUACAGGUGCAGCAGUUCUGACCACAAACGCCAACCACAGUGAAACAGACUGAAAACUAACACUGAUGUGAGCUUGGUAUUAAACAGAACUGAACUCUUGUAGGUAACAAAUAUAUAUGAAAUGGUUUAUAACAUUUUAGAAUUUAGUUUCUUCACUUCUCGCUUUAUUAGGUACACCUGUACAGUCUAAUCCAACUGUUCAGUUUUUGUUGACGCUGUCAUGAAGGUGUUAAUUUAUGUCUAUGAUUUAACAUUGAGGUCACUGUUAGCGGUGGUGUUGUACUGGACGCAUGGAUGAAUUAUGAGACAGCCCCCACCCUCCACACUGCAAGAGACAAAAACGACCAUAAACAACCUGGGUAUGUUUUGCGUCUCUGUCACUGGUUCGUGUCUAUUUGUGGUCAGUUUGAGUCUCUUUGUGGUUGUUUAGAGUCAUUUUUCGGACCUUUGUCGUCCUCGUGCAGCUCUUUGUGGUCAUUUGAAUGACUUUCCCACUGGAAAUCUUAACCGUCACCUCAUGCUGAGGCCCUACAUAUAAUGCAGUCCAGCCAUGGAGGGUUCAAUGAGAGGGCCUGCCAGGCACAGGACGAGGGGCCCAAGGGGUCACGGGGCCCUGGGCCUGACCCUGGAAGGCCAGCUCAGGGUAUUUUGGAAUAUUCAGACCUCCUCGUGUUUGUACAUAAAGUCGGCAGGACAAAAAUUAGGAAACAGUUGUCAAUAUAUUCAAGUCCAGUAUAACACCACCUUCAACUAUGAGCUCAGUAAUAAACAUACAAUUGAGUUUGCACCUUUCCCACAAUGUCACCGUAAAAACUGAUGAUUAAGAACUUAACAUGUAGGAUUUGCGGCCCAACAGCUGUGUUGAAUUUUAUUAGAUUGUAAAGAUGUACCUAAUAAAGUGGCCACUGAUUGUAUAUUAGGACUUUUCAGGCUGUUGUUAGAUUAUUCUGGAAUGAAACUUUUUUAUUUCUUUUUCUUUUUUUUUUUAUGAACCUGCUGUGUCACUGAAUCAAAUCCAGACGUUGUUCUCUAAAGUCAGAUAAAUUAGCAACCACACAGAUAAACACACUGGAGCCUUUUAAAAGCAGUCAAGAUAAAUCCAAGUACAUUAUUUUUUUAUUUUUGAGGUUUUCAUUUCUGUAUGUGUUCAUAUUGUGAUCUGGAACAGUUUUGUAUUUAUUAUUUUGUCUCAUAUUUCUAUUGUGUUAGUUGAAAUUAAACAGAUUAUUAUCAUAGUCAUUAUUAAA
Xiphias gladius (swordfish) is the source of this 5523-nucleotide messenger RNA. Its product is annotated as zinc transporter ZIP3-like. Gene Ontology annotation, cellular component: plasma membrane. Gene Ontology annotation, molecular function: zinc ion transmembrane transporter activity. The transcript is spliced from 2 exons. The record is from RefSeq and is a predicted model, not a curated record. NCBI's taxonomy places the organism in Eukaryota, Metazoa, Chordata, Actinopteri, Istiophoriformes, Xiphiidae. Bases 2472 to 3437 code for a protein of 321 amino acids. Gene Ontology annotation, biological process: zinc ion transmembrane transport.